AUGAGUUAUGAUAGAGCUAUAACAGUGUUUAGUCCUGAUGGGCAUUUGUUACAAGUAGAACAUGCCUUGGAAGCAGUAAAAAAAGGAGGUUGUGCAGUUGCUAUAAAAAGUUCUAAUUUCGCUGUUCUGGCAGUUGAAAAGAAGAAUAUACCGAAAUUGCAAAACCCAAGAACAACAGAAAAAUUGAUAAAACUAGACGAACACAAUUGCUUAGCUUUUGCUGGAUUAAAUGCCGAUGCUAGGGUUUUAGUCAAUAAGACUCGAUUGGAAUGCCAAAGAUAUUAUUUAAACAUGGACGAACCUGCACCAGUUGACUACAUUGCGAAAUAUGUCGCGAAGGUUCAGCAGAAGUUUACACAUAGAGGAGGUGUGAGGCCAUUUGGCAUAGCAACGUUAAUAGCAGGAUUUAAAAAUAACAAAGAAAUUUGUAUUUAUCAAACGGAGCCAAGUGGUAUUUAUGCAUCAUGGAAAGCUCAAGCAAUCGGUAAAAAUGCAAAAGUUGUUCAGGAAUUUUUAGAAAAAAAUUAUCAAGAAAAUAUGGAACAGAAUGAAUGUCUUCUUCUUGCCAUGAAAGCAAUAUUUGAGGUUGUUGAAUUAAGCAGUAAAAAUAUAGAAGUCGCACUAUUGACAGAAAAAGAAUUAAACUUUAUUGAUGAACAACAAAUAAAUGCAAUGGUUGAAAUAAUUGACAACGAACGGACGAAGAAGAAUUCGCAGAAUGAAUAA
Messenger RNA from Plasmodium gonderi, 726 nucleotides. RefSeq names its product proteasome subunit alpha type-7. Lineage: Eukaryota; Apicomplexa; Aconoidasida; Haemosporida; Plasmodiidae. The coding region runs from base 1 to 726 and encodes 241 amino acids. The transcript is spliced from 4 exons. Gene Ontology annotation, cellular component: nucleus; proteasome core complex; proteasome core complex, alpha-subunit complex. The record is from RefSeq and is a predicted model, not a curated record. Gene Ontology annotation, biological process: ubiquitin-dependent protein catabolic process.